Messenger RNA from Dictyostelium purpureum, 1411 nucleotides. RefSeq lists its product as uncharacterized. NCBI's taxonomy places the organism in Eukaryota, Evosea, Eumycetozoa, Dictyosteliales, Dictyosteliaceae. Bases 16 to 1314 code for a protein of 432 amino acids. The transcript has a single exon. The record is from RefSeq and is a predicted model, not a curated record. Gene Ontology annotation, molecular function: guanyl-nucleotide exchange factor activity. Gene Ontology annotation, cellular component: cytoplasm.
CUUAUUAAAGAAAUUAUGUCAACUGAAAUGGAUUAUAUUAACGAUUUAGAGACCAUCAUUAACCUAUUUUGCAAACCAUUAAGAGAUUUUAUAUCCAAAGAAGAAUGUGCAAGUAUUUUCUCUAACAUUGAACAAAUUUGUCAAGUAAAUAAGGAGCUUUAUGAAAAAUUAGUAUCCAAUACUUUAACCAUCGGUCAAGUAUUUUCAACAAUGGCCGAUUCGUUACAAGUCUAUUCAGUUUAUUGUAACUACCACCAAAAAUCGCUAGACUCUCUUAACCAGCUUUUAAAAUCACCACAAUACGAAUCAUUUUUCGAACAAUUGGUGGCAAAGAACGAACUUAGAGGUAUGGGACCACACUCUUUUCUUAUUAAACCAGUUCAAAGAAUAUGCAAAUAUCCGUUACUUUUAAAAGAACUACUUAAAGCCACUGCUGAGGAUCACUUUGACUAUCCACAAUUAAUCUUUGCAGUAGAAAAAAUUGAAAAGAUCGUUUCAAUCAUCAACAACCAAAAAAAAGAAAUGGAGACAUGGCAGAGAACAAUGCAACUAAUACAAUCACUUAAAGGUGCAGAUAACCUACAACUAUUAGCAGCAAAUAGACAUCUAAUACUAGAAGGGCCACUUCAUAUGGUAAUUGGUUUUAAUGAAAAUCAAGAAAAGAAAUACUCAUCUCUUAAAUUUAAAAAGGGUAUUUACUUUUUAUUUAAUGAUCUAUUUUUAUUUACCAAGCAAAAAGGAACAAGCUAUAAACUAGUUAUAUCAGUCCCAUUAGAAACCAUAUUAAUUCAUGCCAAUGUAUCCAGUAGCUUACCACCAGAUAAAAACCUAUUCUCACUCGUUGAAAUUGGUGUAGGAGGCAGAAAAUGGACCUUUUGUAAUAGUACUUCAAACUCAUCACCAAUUAAAUUUUCAAACAUAAACUCUACAACAAACCAACAGCAGCAACAGCAACAACAACAGUUACAACAUAAUCAAUCACAACAGCAACAGCAAUAUAGCUUUACAAACAUUGAUAACUUUUAUUUUAAUAAUCAGCAACAGCAACAACAGCAGCAACAACAGCAACAACAAAAUCUAAUUAAUAUAAUUCAAAAAUUAAUUGAAAGAACCUGGGAAGAAAAAUUUAUGUGCCAAAAUACAACAAUAAAUAGAUUAAGUAUACCAUCACCUUCAUACAAUGGUAACAAUGUAAUAAAUAGUAAUAAUACAAAUCCUUUAACAAGUUCAACCGCAUCACCCAAUAUAAAGCAUCAACCAAACAAAAAAAGGAAUAGACUAGUUAAAAGUUUAGUAAAUAUUAAAACCUUAUAAAAAUCAGUUCAUAAUCAAGUUAUAAUCAAAAACCAUUAUAUGUAUAAAUUUUUAUAAUAAAUCUGUAUAUAUAUUUAAUUUUUUUUUUUUUUUCAUC